AUGCGUUCCCUCCGUGCCAAUCGCCUCCCCUUGAGGCCACUGCCUCGUCGCUUCUCCUCGACAUGCUCGACACCCAAAGCGGCGGCGCUCAGCUCGGUGCUCAUCGCCAACCGUGGCGAGAUCGCCAUACGGAUUAACCGCACGGCCGAGCGUAUGGGCAUCCGCGCGACGACCGUCUAUACCGACGUCGAUGCCGGCUCCUGGCAUGCCUCGACGGGGUACCAGUCCCUCGCCCUCGGCCCCGCCAACGGCUACCUCGAUGGCGACAAGAUCAUCGCCCUGGCCAAGAAGCACAACAUACAGGCGCUGCACCCUGGCUACGGCUUCCUGUCCGAGAACCCUCAGUUUGCCGAGCGCUGCGAGCGCGAGGGAAUCAUCUUCGUCGGCCCCCCCGCCACCGCCAUGGCUGACAUGGGCAACAAGGCCCGCAGCAAGGAGAUCAUGACGGCCGCCAACGUGCCCUGCGUCCCCGGCUACCACGGCUCCGAGCAGGGUGAGCAGGAGCUUCUCGCGCGCGCCAGGGAAGUCACCUUCCCGGUCCUGCUGAAGAGCGUCCGCGGCGGCGGCGGCAAAGGCAUGCGCAUCGUCCUGGCCGAGGAUGAGUUCAUGACGCAGCUGAAGAGCGCCCGGGCCGAGGCCAAGGCUUCCUUCGGCGAGGGCGGUGAGGUCAUGCUGGUGGAAAAGUACAUUGUGCGCCCGCGUCACGUCGAGGUCCAGGUCUUUGCCGACAAGCAUGGCAACACCGUCGCUCUCGGCGAGCGAGACUGCAGCGUCCAGCGCCGGCACCAAAAGGUCCUCGAGGAGUCCCCAGCCCCCGACCUCGACGAUGCCACGCGUCGGGACCUAUGGGACAAGGCGCGUAUGGCCGCCUCUGCCGUCGGCUACGUCGGCGCCGGCACCGUCGAGUUCAUCCUCGACAAGGACACGGGCAAGUUUUACUUCAUGGAGAUGAACACCCGUCUGCAGGUCGAGCAUCCCGUCACCGAGAUGGUCACGGGCCUCGACCUCGUCGAGUGGCAGUUCCGCAUCGCUGCCGGUGAGAAGCUUCCCCUGACCCAGGCCGAGGUCGAGCAGGAGAUGGGCAAGCGUGGGGCGGCCAUCGAGGCGCGAAUCUACGCCGAGAACCCCGAGAAGGGCUUCAUGCCCGAUUCUGGCAAGCUCGUCCACGCCGUCCUUCCCGACACCAUCCUGGCCGACGAGGACGUCCGGUUGGACUGGGGUUUUGGCUCCGGCAGCACCGUCUCCGAGGCCUACGACGGCAUGAUCGCCAAGCUCAUCGUCCGGGCCGACACGCGAGAGAGGGCCAUCGCCAAGCUCGAAUCGGCACUGCGGGCCUUCGAGAUCGUCGGCGUCAGCACAAACGUCGAGUUCCUCAAGCGGCUGUGCCAGUCGCCCGCCUUCGUCGACGGCGACGUCGAAACGGGCUUCAUCGACAAGUGGAGGGACGAACUCUUCAAGCCCAGACGCAUCAGCGACGAGGUCUUCGCCCAGGCCGCACUCGGCAUCAUCAGCCUGCAGCUCCGGGCGCAGCCCCCUCACGGCGAGACGCUAGGCUUUGGCGACGCCGCCGCCACUGCCGAGCGCAGCAUGGCCUUCAAGGUCCUCGACGGCUACAGCGAGCAGGAAGGCCAGGUUGUCGAGGCCAGCGUCACCCAGACCGGUCACGGCCUCUACAGCGUCACCGUCGCGCGCAAGGGUGAGCCGGCGCAGCUCUUGACCAACGUCGCCUGCGAGCCGACGAUCGAGGGUCCCCUCGUCAAGCUGCAGACCUACUUUCCCUUGGAGCGGAUUCUGUCGUCGGUGGUUCCGCAGCCGGGCGAAAACGACACCAAGAUCGCCGUCUUCCAGCAUGGCGUCAAGACGGACCUUGCGCUCCUGCCGCCGGCCUGGUACGAGAAGGCGCUGGGGCUCAAGGAGCUGGCGGCGUCGGUCGUGGCCCCUAUGCCGUGCAAAGUGCUGAAGAACGAGGUCGAAGAGGGGCAGGAGGUAAAGAAGGGAACGCCGCUCGUCGUCAUCGAGUCGAUGAAGAUGGAGACGGUGAUUCGCUCGCCGCAGGACGGCGUCGUCAAGAAACUGGCCCACAAGGAAGGGGAUAUUUGCAAGGCUGGCACCGUCCUGGUUCUGUUUGAGGAGGAGGCAAAGGAGGAAGCAUGA
This is a messenger RNA of Drechmeria coniospora, 2154 nucleotides long. Its product is annotated as putative methylcrotonoyl-CoA carboxylase biotin carboxylase chain. Lineage: Eukaryota; Fungi; Ascomycota; Sordariomycetes; Hypocreales; Ophiocordycipitaceae. Bases 1 to 2154 code for a protein of 717 amino acids. The record is from RefSeq and is a predicted model, not a curated record. The transcript has 3 exons. Gene Ontology annotation, cellular component: mitochondrion. Gene Ontology annotation, molecular function: ATP binding; metal ion binding; methylcrotonoyl-CoA carboxylase activity.